Messenger RNA from Cotesia congregata, 1278 nucleotides. The record is from the annotation of a GenBank genome assembly. Lineage: Eukaryota; Metazoa; Arthropoda; Insecta; Hymenoptera; Braconidae.
AUGCAACCAAACUCAUUCCAUAGCUACAAGACUAAAAAACGUAACAAUUCAUCAAGCACAAUUUAUCGUGAAUCUUUAAUUUUCCAAUUAAUUCUCUUCAAACUGUUUGGUUUAGCACCAUGGUCGAUGAACGUCUCAAAAAUCAUUGGAAAAAAUAUUCCAAUUACUCUUCAAAAUUAUUUAAUUCUUGAUUCGUCUCUUUACGGUGCGGCUUAUAAUAUUUUGUUAAUCAUAAUUUGGAUCAUUUACAAUGUUUAUUCAUCGCUAAUUGUGGUCUAUGAAAAAAAAAAAUUUGAGUCAUUAAUCACUAAAACAGUCGCGAUGAACCUCAUAAUUUUUAGCAUGGUAUCACCGAUUUUCAUGUGGAUUUUCUAUCUAGUGCAUCAAAGAAUAAUAAUCACUGUAAUCAACAAAUUAAUGCAUAUAGACAAGACACUUCACAGAUACUCUGCAUAUUUGUCUAUAAAAAACAAUGCUGUUUUCUUGAUAUUUUUGACCAAUUUCGUGCUGUAUAACUGUUAUGUUAUUUCUUUAAUGUGCGCUCACCCGAUGAUAGUAGUACCAAUAAGAUCUAUACCGUCGUUAAUAAGCAGUUUGAUCCUGAUACAAUAUUCAAUGAUCUUGGACGCAUUUUAUAAACAGUUUAAUAAUAUUAAUUUAAUUAUCUUGCAAUUAUCUGGCGUGAACCCCAACAUUGAAUUACAAAAGCUCUUUGUUUCAAAAAUGCCAUUACGGAGACCUAUUAGAGGUGAUAUUGAUCAUCUUAACAGAUUUCAUGCCGAGUUGUGUGAUAUGUGUGGAAAAGUUUCGAAGUUUUAUGGACUGCCUGUUUUGCUGACGAUAUUAUACUUUAGUGCAGCGAGUAUAUUACUUUUGUAUUAUAUUUUUAUAUUUUUUUCGAAUCCGUUGACUCGGUUUCAGGUGUUUCUCUAUUUAGGAGAUGCAGCGGUGUUUUCAAUUAUGAUCUUUGGUUUUAUUGUAAUGACUUUCAGUGUGAAUAGAGUUAUUAAAGAGAGUAAAAAAACAAGUUUUAUGGUACACUUAAUUUUGGAUCGCUGUACAAUGGAUGAUAAAUUAGAAAAUCAGUUAAUUGAAUUUUCAUUUGAUCUUCUCCAUCGAAAAGUCGAAUUUACUGCUUGCGGAAUUAUAUCUCUAGAUGGCUCUCUUCUCCAAUCAGUUUUGGGUACUAUCGUUACCUAUCUUGUUAUACUUAUACAAUUUUAUAGAGGUGGAAGUUCGAAUGAUCCUGAAAAAUUACAGACGUUUCCCCCAAAUUAA